This is a messenger RNA of Leguminivora glycinivorella, 912 nucleotides long. It is a transcript of the gene S2P, whose product is annotated as membrane-bound transcription factor site-2 protease. The coding region runs from base 147 to 764 and encodes 205 amino acids. Gene Ontology annotation, biological process: membrane protein intracellular domain proteolysis; regulation of response to endoplasmic reticulum stress. Lineage: Eukaryota; Metazoa; Arthropoda; Insecta; Lepidoptera; Tortricidae. The record is from RefSeq and is a predicted model, not a curated record. Gene Ontology annotation, molecular function: metalloendopeptidase activity. The transcript has 2 exons. Gene Ontology annotation, cellular component: cytoplasm; membrane.
UUGACAGGAGCUGUGCCAUUUGCGGCAUUUGCUAAAGAUCGCCGAGAGCCGGUCAAGAGAAGAAAAAUAAUAACAACAGGAUAGCAGAGAAUUUAAUUAAUAACUCGACAAUGAUUUAAAGUCAUACAAAACAUUUCUUCUGCAAAAUGUCUUUCACAGUGCUGUGUACUUUUGUUGUGGCCUUCUAUGUUGUAAUAUGGUUUUUCGAUUCGUUCUUCAAGAGUUGUAUGCACUAUCCGUACUACGCAUUCCUGGAAGGCACUGGCUUAAAAGUGGGAAUUUUGAAUUUCUCAUGGGCCACAACUGCAUUUAACAGGUUCCUGUAUCGCUGGAGCAAGAAUCUGACCCACCUUCUAAACAAAUGGUUUGGUUUCGGCUACAUUGUAAGCAUCUGGAUUCUACUACCAUUUUCCUUAUGGACAUUAAUCAAUUUUAUUUAUCAACAUUUUCAUGAAAGUAUUCACCUGAGCACUGCUCCAGAAGUAAAAGCAAUUUUACCUGGAUUUAACAUACCUGCAUCAGAUUUCGGGGCGUACUUUUUAGCUAUGUCUAUAAGUAGUAUUUUCCAUGAGUUAGGGCAUGCCCUGACAGCUUGCCAACAUGAUGUGCAACUAUUGUCGGUAGGGAUUUCUGUUUUUGCUAUUAUCCCAAUAGCAUUUGUCCAGCUAAAUGGAGACCAUGUAGUGGCUCUCCCUGUAACUAAACGAUUAAGAAUAUUCUGUGCCGGAGUGUGGCAUAACCUAGCCCUAGCUUUUUUGCAUUAGCAAUUUUUAUGGCUACUCCUAUUUUAUUCAGUGUCGCUUACGACACUGACUUAGGAGUUAAAGUUGUGGGAUUCACUCAUGAUUCAGUUUUAAAAGAUGUAAGGGGUUUAGAAAUAGGUGACAUUGUUACUUCUGUGAACAACUGUGU